CAACUCCUCGCAUGUAUGAACUGGAUGGGCGAGUUCCAAAUACUUGCAUGCAUCCCACUACAAGGCAGCAUUGCAACAAAAGAAGUUGCCGACUUGGCCGGGGUACCAGAGAAGCUGCUGUAUCGUGUUGUGCGUAUGAUGGCAACCGCAGGCUUUCUUCAGGAGCCUCAACCCGGUCAUAUCGCUCACACGGCAUUAUCGACGCCCUUGGUCACCGAUCUCUCUUGCUUAGACGCCGCAAUCUUCCUCGCCCAAAUCGCUGCCCCUACGGCGUUGCACAUGGCUUCAGCGACGCAGCGUCCUGGAGAUCCAGAGCCUGUAAAUAAGAGCGCCUACUCCAUUGCUUUCAACACGUCGCAGACGUUUGAGUUGACAUGUGUAGAGCGGACAAAGUUGCAGCGUCAAUGGUUUGCGUAUCGCCGAUGUGCUGCUGGCGAUGUUGAGGGCAGCAUGACUGAGCUUCUUGGGCGACUAAACUGGCAUAGUCUAGGCGGUGCGUAUAUAGUCGAUGUGCGUCUCGUGUGUGCCCAAUCAACAGAGGCAGCCAUUGUCCUCGCAGAGAUGUACCCAUCGCUUCGUUUCAUCGUCCAGAUGAUGGACGAGCCAGCACGCGAAAGUAAUGGCCCGGCCGGUCCGGGCAAAGUGGAGAGCUCUGGCGGGAGGAUCACAGUCCAGAAGAGGAUGCCUGGAGCGGUUCAAGGAGUGAUGAAUGCCGCCGUGUACAUUCUCCGUCUGCCCACCGCCCAACAAAUGCUUGUCGAGUUGAAUGCACAUCUGGGUGUGCUGCGUGCUAAUACCUCGGCCACCUUGAUUCUAGGACCGCCGUUACUCCCAGAGCCAGGAGCUGUAGACCGUGAUGUGGAAGUCAUCGCGCGUCAGAGGGAUCUCUACAGACUCCAACUAACGAACCAGUACGGGAUGGAGCUUGGCGAACUGGUAGAAAUCGUCAACGGGGUUGGCGACAGCGAGGGCCAUCUCAUAGUAGCUAGUAGGCUGCGUUCCCCUACCAGUACUGCCGUAGCCCUAGGAGUUAAGUACGAGGCAUAUGUAGGAGGCACUCAUGCAGCAGAUGAAGUGAUAUGA
This is a messenger RNA of Mollisia scopiformis, 1083 nucleotides long. RefSeq lists its product as uncharacterized. The record is from RefSeq and is a predicted model, not a curated record. Gene Ontology annotation, molecular function: methyltransferase activity. The transcript is spliced from 2 exons. The annotation marks the transcript as partial. Lineage: Eukaryota; Fungi; Ascomycota; Leotiomycetes; Helotiales; Mollisiaceae.